AUGGGUAGCAAUGGCGAGUUGACCCAGAACGGGAAAACCAAUGGUGUUGAUGGAGGUGUCAGUAGCAAUGGCGAGUUGACCCAAAACGGGAAAACCAAUGGUGUUGAUGGUAGUCUCAGUAGCAAUUGCGAGUUGAGAAGGAACGGAAAAACAAAUGGUGUUCAUUGUGGUGUCAGUAACAAUGGCGAGUUGAGCCAGAACGGGAAAACCAAUGGUGUGGAUGGUAGUGUCGGUAGCAAUGGCGAGUUGAGCCAGAACGAGAAAACCAAUGGUGCUGAUGGUGGUGUCAGUAGCAAUGGCGAGUUGACCCAGAACGAGAAAACCAAUGGUGUUGCUGGAAGUCUCAGUAGCAAUGGCGAGUUGAGCCAGAACGGGAAAACCAAUGGUGUUGAUGGUAGUGUCGGUAGUUAUUGCGAGUUGAGCAGGAACGGGAAAGCCAAUGGUGUUGAUGUUGGGGUCAGUAGCGAUGGCGAGUUUACCCAGAACGGGAAAACCAAUGGUGCUGAUGGUAGUCUCAAUAGCAAUUGCGAGUUGAGCCAGUACGGGAAAACCAAUGGUGUUGAUGGUAGACUCAGAAGCAAUUGCGAGUUGAGCCAGAACGGGGAAACCAAUGGUGUUGAUGGUAGACUCAGAAGCAAUUGCGAGUUGAGCCAGUACGGGAAAACCAAUGGUGUUGAUGGUAGACUCAGAAGCAAUUGCGAGUUGAGCCAGAACGGAAAAAAACGAUGUGUCGGUAGUUAUUGCGAGUUGAGCCAGAACGAGAAAGCCAAUGGUGUUGAUGGUAGUCGCAGUAGCAAUUGCGAGUUGAGCCAGAACGGUAAAACCAAUGGUGUGGAUGGUAGUGUCGGUAGUUAUUGCGAGUUGAGCCAGAACGAGAAAACCAAUGGUGUUGAUGGUAGUCUCAGUAGCAAUUGCGAGUUGAGCCAGAACACGAAAACCGAUUGUGUGGAUAGUAUUGUCGUCAGCAAUUGCGGGUUGACCCAGAACGGGAAAACCAAUGGUGUUGAUGGUAGUCUGAAUAACAAUGGCGAGUUGAGCCAGAACGGUAAAACCAAUGGUGUGGAUGGUAGUGUCGGUAGUUAUUGCGAGUUGAGCCAGAACGAGAAAGCCAAUGGUGUUGAUGGUAGUAACGGGAAAACCAAUGGUGUUGUUGGUAGACUGAAUAACAAUGACAAAUUGAGCCAGAACGGUAAAACCAAUGGUGUGGAUGGUAGUGUCGGUAGUUAUUGCGAGUUGAGCCAGAACGAGAAAACCAAUGGUGUGGAUGGUAGUGUCGGUAGUUAUUGCGAGUUGAGCCAGAACGGUAAAACCAAUGGUGUGGAUGGUAGUGUCGGUAGUUAUUGCGAGUUGAGCCAGAACGAGAAAACCGAUUGUGUGGAUAGUAUUGUCGUCAGCAAUUGCGGGUUGACCCAGAACGGGAAAACCAAUGGUGUUGAUGGUAGUUUGAAUAACAAUGGCAAGUUGAGCCAGAACGGUAAAACCAAUGGUGUGGAUGGUAGUCGCAGUAGCAAUUGCGAGUUGAGCCAGAACGGUAAAACCAAUGGUGUGGAUGGUAGUGUCGGUAGUUAUUGCGAGUUGAGCCAGAACACGAAAACCGAUUGUGUGGAUAGUAUUGUCGUCAGCAAUUGCGGGUUGACCCAGAACGGGAAAACCAAUGGUGUGGAUGGUAGUGUCGGUAACAAUUGCGAGUUGAUCCAGAACGAGAAAACUAAUGGUGUUGAUGGUAGUCUGAAUAACAAUGGCAAGUUGAGCCAGAACGGUAAAACCAAUGGUGUGGAUGGUAGUGUCGGUAGCAAUUGCGAGUUGACCCAGAACGGGAAAACCAAUGGUGUUGAUGGUAGUCUCAAUAACAAUGGCAAGUUGAGCCAGAACGGUAAAACCAAUGGUGUGGAUAGUAGUGUCGGUAGCAAUUGCGAGUUGAGCCAGAACGAGAAAACCAAUGGUGUUGAUGGAAGUCUCAGUAGCAACGGCGAGUUAAGCCAGAGCACGAAAACCGAUUGUAUGGAUAGUAUUGUCGUCAGCAAUUGCGAGUUGACCCAGAACGAGAAAACCAAUGGUGUUGAUGGUAGUCGCAGUAGCAAUUGCGAGUUGAGCCAGAACGGUAAAACCAAUGGUGUGGAUGGUAGUGUCGGUAGCAAUGGCGAGUUGAGCCAGAACGGGAAAACCAAUGGUGUUGAUGGUAGUCUCAAUAGCAAAGGCGAGUUGAGCCAAUACGGGAAAACCAAUGGUUUUGAUGGUAGACUCAGAAGCAAUUGCGAGUUGAGCCAGAACGGAAAAAAACGAUGGUGUGGAUAG
Messenger RNA from Mya arenaria, 2295 nucleotides. RefSeq lists its product as uncharacterized. Bases 1 to 2295 code for a protein of 764 amino acids. The transcript is spliced from 4 exons. The record is from RefSeq and is a predicted model, not a curated record. Lineage: Eukaryota; Metazoa; Mollusca; Bivalvia; Myida; Myidae.